Closterium sp. Yama58-4 is the source of this 765-nucleotide messenger RNA. The record is from the annotation of a GenBank genome assembly. Lineage: Eukaryota; Viridiplantae; Streptophyta; Zygnematophyceae; Desmidiales; Closteriaceae.
AUGACAUUUGAUAUUCAGGCACUGGCGCUGGAGCGCAUGCCGUCGUCAUCUCGCAUUAGAAUCAAUGUCGGCGGGCAAAUCUUCGAAACGUCCCGCGAAACGCUCGAGCUAGCGGGUCGCGGCUCGCUCCUAGGAGCCAUGCUGGACCCAGUCUGGGCGUCUCGUGACGCUCGCCGUUCCCACUUUCGCGAAUCUGAUCGUCAAUCUCAUCAUGACACGUGUCGCUCAUCGGGAACUCGCCUGAGACAGAUGGCCGAAGAGGAGGAAGACACACCGGAAAUCUUUAUCGACCGCGAUCCGAAGACGUUUGGUGUGCUGCUGAAUUUCCUGCGGUCCGGUGUUCUUAAUAUCCCGUCUGGAGUUACCGUUGAUGCGGUGCUUAGCGACGCGGACUAUCUCGGCCUGCUGGACGCGGUGAAAGGAGCGCUCCUGCCGCCUGCUCUGGACGCCAAUGAGAUGCACAGAAUGUCUGUUCUUCGCCCCAACGUGGGCCCUGCUGACGUGUGCACGGCACUGGCCGCGCAUGAAGACGGCUCUGUUGACGUGGCACAUGGCGCCCGUGUGACGUGUUAUGACUGGAUGCUGCGUCACACCGCCACCAUCAUCACCGACCUUCCCCAGGUGGACACAAUCUGCCGGCUGUCAGAGUCUCGGAUCAUCGUGGGGGGCGGCAAGGGCUGUUAUCAUCUGCCCAUCUACGACACACGGGCUGCAGUGGCUGCCUUCCAGGAACCUUCUCAUGGUCGUGCGCCGAUACACCCCUAG